Ilex paraguariensis (yerba mate) is the source of this 1372-nucleotide messenger RNA. Lineage: Eukaryota; Viridiplantae; Streptophyta; Magnoliopsida; Aquifoliales; Aquifoliaceae. The record is from the annotation of a GenBank genome assembly.
AUGAUUGAAUUUGGCGAUGUUGACUCAAUUGAACAAUUUUGCAGUUUUGACCGUUCCCUGAUAAAUGCUCCUGGACCUUGUGUUCUCUUUGCUACGCCAGGGAUGAUCAGUGGUGGGUUUUCGCUCGAGGUCUUCAAGCAUUGGGCUCCCUGUGAGGCAAAUCUUGUGACACUGCCAGGUUACUGUGUGGCUGGAACCGUGGGGCACGGAUUGAUGUCAUGUAAAACACCCACCAAGGUUAAUGUGGAUGAAGACACCCAAAUUGAUGUGCGAUGCAAGAUUCAUCAGUUGUCAUUCAGUCCUCAUACAGAUGCCAAAGGAAUCAUGGAUCUUAUCAAAUUUCUUGAGCCCAAGCAUGUGAUACUUGUACAUGGUGAAAAGCCUAAGAUGGCUGACCUUAAAGAAAGAAUUCAAUCUGAGUUGCAGAUACAAUGCUAUUAUCCUGCAAAUAAUGAAACUGUGUGCAUUCCUUCAACUCAUUAUGCAAAAGCAGAUGCAACAGACACACUUAUCCAAAGUUCAUUGAGUCCAAAGUUCAAGUUCCUCCAAACAAGUUCGAGAGAGAACUCUGAUUUGGGUUCCACAGACUUCAGGGCAAAGUCUCUGCUGCAAGUACGUGAUGAAAGAGUAGUUGAAGGUAUCAUGGUUAUGGAGAAAAACAAGAAGGCCAAGGUUCUACACCAGGAUGAGCUUCUGGUCAUGUUGGGAGGAGAAAAGCAUGAAGUAAAAUUUGCUCAUUGCUGUCCUGUAGAUGUUAGAAGCUUGCAAAAGACCCAAACCAAUGAUCUUUCAUCUGGAGAUUUGCCUCACAUUUUGAAAAAAUGCUCCUUGCUGCACCUACUAUUUGCAAAACUUUCAAAUCAACUUACUGAAUUGGAUAUCCAAGAUUGCAGGCAACAUCUUCAAGUAGAGUCUUUCCAUGUCUCUGUUUGUUUGAAGGACGACUGCCCUCACAGAACUACUGAUAGUACUCCCGACAAAGAAACAAUAUAUUUCUGCUGCAAGUGGUCGAUGGCAGAUGACAAGCUUGCUUGGAAAGUCAUUUCUAUCAUGAAGAAUCUCAAUGCGAGUGUUAUUUAGAGGUACUCGUUGGCUUCUGUAUCUGUUGGCAUAGGAAGUAGUUUGUCCUUUUUGAAAAUAUAGGUGAACGUAUCACCCUGAGGUUAUGUUUACUACACCGAUCCCAUUGAUGGAAAAGGCUGAAAUUUGACAACCGACAUAUUUAUUCUCGUUCAUCUUCUCCAAAAGCAUAAACAACAAACACUGUGCAACGAAGUUGUUAUUGAUUUUAUAUAUUGCAGAAAUGUUCAAUUUUCCUUGUCAGUUAUCUGAUAGAAUCUUUUCUCAUGUAGUUCAAGGAAGGGUUAAUAGU